CAAUGUAGAUUACACAAAAUUUUCCAAAAUCUUUUCUUAACAUCCAAACAACCAAAAUCAGAGAGAAUUUUUUUCAUUUGUAAACUGUUCUCACCAUCAACUGCUUAAAUCCUCAAUUCUGAGGAAAAUUUUUGUUUAUUUUCAUUGUUUUUAUAUUACAAGAAAAAAAAUGACUCAAAAAAAAUUUCUUUUCGAAUGAAUUAAUUUCCGAUAUGUCUAGGCGUCGAAAUCGGAAAGACAAAAAGCAACAACGAAAAACAACGAAAAAAAGUCGAUAUACAAAAAAACGCCAAUAUGACAGGAAAAAGGAUUAUGAUCAAUAUGAGUACGAUGAUACGGAUGGUGACUAUGAUACGGAUGAAACAAGCAAUUAUUAUUAUGAUUAUGAUUAUGAUGAAAAUUAUGAUGAUCUAUUAUUGCCUACAAUAAAAAUUGCACCCGAAGAUUAUGAACAUAUAUUUUCACGAAAAAGAAAUCAACCAUCAAUGCCACCAAUCGAUUCCUCAAUGCCGACAGUGUUGAUUGCACCGUCUGAUUAUGAUCAUAUUUAUAGUCGAGGUCAAAAAGUUAAGACCUAUUAUCAAUCCAAACAGGAUGAAGAUUUAGGUAUGGAUUUACCAUCGGAUGCACCGACUAUUUUAAUUGCACCGUCCGAUUAUGAGCAUAUAUUCAAUGCAGCCAAAGAUAACUCCGAUUCAUAUAAACAACUGUACAGACAAACGAAACUAAACGGCAAGGCGGCCAGAAUGUAUAAAUCCUCACCACCUUUUAAAAUUAAGUCGGUCAAAAAAUGGCCUAAAAAAAUUCCCAAGAAAAAACUUGCUAAACGUAGUAAAAAAAUCAUAAUGAAACGAAUGCCACAACGACGAAAACCACCACCACCAUUAGAAUCCGAAUCAUCGGACGAUGAUGACGACGAAGAUGAUGAUGACGAAGAAGAUGAUGACGACGAAGAAGAUGACAGAAACAAAAAAGGAUCAAACAAAAAUAAGUAUUCAAGAAGGUAUCGUAAAUCAUAA
Dermatophagoides pteronyssinus (European house dust mite) is the source of this 1019-nucleotide messenger RNA. RefSeq lists its product as uncharacterized. NCBI's taxonomy places the organism in Eukaryota, Metazoa, Arthropoda, Arachnida, Sarcoptiformes, Pyroglyphidae. The record is from RefSeq and is a predicted model, not a curated record.